Messenger RNA from Rattus norvegicus (Norway rat), 2547 nucleotides. Lineage: Eukaryota; Metazoa; Chordata; Mammalia; Rodentia; Muridae. The record is from RefSeq and is a predicted model, not a curated record.
GCACAUCGAAACUCUGACUUAUCAAAGAUUCCUCUAAAGAAUGGGUUCUGAAAAUGGCUCUUCAGUGACUGAGUUCAUUCUGGUGGGAUUAACCAAGCAGCCUGAUCUCCAGUGCCCCCUCUUUAUCCUAUUUCUAGUGAUGUAUGUUGUCACUGUGUUGGGUAAUCUGGGUUUGAUUACAUUAAUUGCACUGAAUUCUCACCUUCAUACCCCAAUGUACUUUUUCCUUUUUAACUUGUCAUUUGUUGACCUCUGGUACUCUUCAGUGUUCACACCCAAAAUGCUGAUGAGUUUCAUAUCAGAGAAGAACAUUAUUACCUACAAAGGAUGCAUGACACAGCUUUUCUUUUUCAGUUUUUUCUGCAUUUCUGAGUGUUAUGUGCUGACUGUAAUGGCCUAUGAUCGCUAUGUGGCCAUCUGUAAUCCACUAUUGUACAAUAUUGUCAUGUCUCCGAAAUUAUGUUUGAACCUCGUGCUUGCCUCAUACAUAAUGGCAUUUUCUGGUGCCAUGGCUCACACAGGGUGCAUGCUGAGACUGACUUUCUGUGAUGCAAACACUAUCAAUCACUACUUCUGUGACAUCCCCCCUUUGCUUCAACUCUCCUGCACCAGCACCUAUGUCAAUGAGCUGGAGGUCUUUGUUGUUAUAGGCAUCAACAUCCUUGUGCCCAGCAUCACCAUCUUCAUCUCCUAUGGUUUCAUCCUCUCAAGUAUUUUUCAUAUCAGCUCCAAGGAGGGCAGGUCCAAGGCCUUCAGCACGUGCAGUUCCCACAUAAUCGCAGUUUCUCUGUUCUUUGGAUCAGGUGCAUUUAUGUACCUCAAACCAUCUUCUGCUGAAUCUAUGAAUGAGGGAAAAAUCUCCUCUGUCUUUUACACCAACACAGUUCCUCUGCUGAAUCCCUUAAUCUACAGCUUGAGGAACAAAGAUGUUAAAAUUGCCUUGAUAAAGACCCUGAGUAAGAGAAAGUGUUGAUCUGAAAGAGUGUCCUUUCUCAUGUAGUUACUGCACUUAGAAUAUCAGUUUUCUUAGUUCCAUUUGUGUUGCUCUUAUCACUUUUUGUUUGUUUAUUUGUUUGUUAGACUGUUGGGUGAAAGAAAUUUGAACCUCACUUCCAUAAUUUAUUUCUGUUUUUUAUAGAUAAUGACUUUUAUCCCUUACUAUUGCCAUAAAUAAUUUCUCUUCUUCUUUCACAUGUUUAUUAAGAACACUAGUGGAGAAAUUUAGGUAUUCAAAAGUAUGGUAAUUUUCACCAUUUCUUCCCGUGAAGAAAGGUUACUAUUUGAUAAUCAUUUCACUUAAUGUGUCACAUAAAUAGAGGGACUCACCUGCACUGGCUUUCAGAAACAUGCUUUUACAAGAUGUUUCUAUUCUGGUUAUUUCUCCCUUAAUUGGAAUACAGGUUUUUUUUUUUUUUGGUUUUUUUUAACAAAGCCAAACUGGAAGUUUCCACAGAAAAUUUAAGUUUCUCACUCAUAUAUUCAAAUAUUACAAAUGAGUUAACUUUUAGCAAAGAGCUCUGUUAUUUGUUGAGUCCUUUUUUUCCAGGAGUUUUAGGCAUGAUUUUGAGCUAGAAACAUUAAAAUGGCAGACUAACAUAAGAUAUUUAAGCUUUUAAACAAUAUGUAGGGAAUAACCUAAGUUAUGAUAAUACCAUUUAUGCUUAACUAUUAUUAUUACUAUUUUAAAAAAGAGCAAAAACUGACUAUCCUUAAGAUACUAAAUUUAAGGUUUUCAAAGUACAAUAUAAGCUUUUUUAAAGAUAAUAUAUAUAUCUUGCUAUUGUUUAAUUUUUCUAUAUGUCAUUACAUUUUCUAACAUUUUGAAAUUUAGGAUUAAAAAAUCUUUGUUCUAUUAUAAUACUCUUUUGACAUUACUAAAUCCUUGACAUACACUUUAGAAAGUUCAUCCAUUUAUCUAUCUGAAAUCAAUAUUUACAUGCUUCAUAUUUCCUUAUCAAUGAACUUUUACAUAUAUUAGAUAUAAAAUAUGGGUUUAAGUAUUGGAAAAUAUUGUUUGGUGUUUAUCUCUUGAUCAGCACUUUCCUUUUUAAAAUGUGAUUAUGUGUAGGUACUCAAAUGAAUGAAGAUGCACCAUGGCCAUACAGGAGUCUGCAGGGAUCAGAAGAGGGCAAAAGAUCCACAGGGCUAGAGUAAUGGAAGGUUAUGACCUUCUGAGUCUUCUGCAAGAGCAACAAGUGCUUUCAACAAUUGAACCAUACCUCUCGAGCUAAUAAAAUUAUAUCUUUGUUGAAUGGAAAGUAUAUCUAGUAAAUAAUAUCUCUGCUCUUUUGUAGCCUUUAGCAUUGUGUAGUCUCUGAACUACACAUUUCCCUCUUUCUAACUGCAUUAUAUCAUCCUUCUUUAUCCUUUUACCUACGAGUCCUAAGUGUCAGGAAACACCUUUGAAUUGCCUAAGACUUGAAGAAAAUUUUCUUUAUAGGUUUCAAUUGCAUUGACUAAGUUUUCCUGUUGUAAUGUGUAUACAGUUAAAAAUGAAUUGUGUUUAUAUAUGUGUGUUAAUCUGAAUAAAGUUCAACUAAAAGCUAA